Messenger RNA from Gamsiella multidivaricata, 1545 nucleotides. RefSeq lists its product as uncharacterized. Gene Ontology annotation, cellular component: box C/D methylation guide snoRNP complex; small-subunit processome. The record is from RefSeq and is a predicted model, not a curated record. The coding region runs from base 1 to 1545 and encodes 514 amino acids. NCBI's taxonomy places the organism in Eukaryota, Fungi, Mortierellomycota, Mortierellomycetes, Mortierellales, Mortierellaceae. Gene Ontology annotation, molecular function: snoRNA binding. The transcript has 3 exons.
AUGCUGGUCCUUUACGAAACUCCCGCGGGAUAUGCUUUGUUCACCCUCCUGGAUGACGGCAAGCUUGAGAAGCCCGAUUCUAUCUGGAAAAGCUUUGAGACCCCCGAGCAGGCCAACAAGACUGUGAAGUUGAGGGCUUUCACCAAGUUCGAGAACACCACCGAUGCCUUGUCCGCUGUCACUGCCUUGGUCGAGGGAAAGCUCUCCAAGAACUUGAAGGAGUUUUUGUCGAAGGAGAUUAGCGAGAAGGAGAUGAAGAAGGAGUCGCUUAUUGUCGGUGACGCCAAGCUUGGUGGUGCUAUUGCCAAGAAGUUGAACAUGAAGGUCGUCUCUGACUCGACCACUCUCGAUCUCUACCGUGGUAUCCGUACGCAGUUGGAGUCGCUCCUCUCCGGAUUGUCAUCCUCGGAUCUGUCGGCCAUGGUCCUGGGUCUGUCUCACUCUCUGUCCCGUUAUAAACUCAAGUUCUCUCCCGACAAAGUUGACACGAUGAUCGUUCAGGCCAUUGGUCUGCUGGACGACCUCGACAAGGAGUUGAACACGUAUGCGAUGCGUGUCAAGGAAUGGUACGGCUGGCACUUCCCCGAGAUGACCAGGUUGAUUGUCGACAACCUGGCCUAUGCCAAGGUCGUGAAGAAGAUGGGCUUCCGCGCCAACUGCUCGUCGACCGACUUGUCGGAUAUUCUUCCAGAGGAGCUCGAACAGGAGGUCAAGGAGGCUUCUGAGAUCUCGAUGGGAACGGAGAUUUCGGAGGAGGAUUUGGAUAACAUUCACGCGCUUUGCGAUCAGAUCAUCUCCAUUACCGAAUACCGCACCCAGCUGUACGAAUACCUCAAGAACCGCAUGAACGCUAUCGCGCCCAACUUGACGGCCCUUGUCGGUGACUUGGUCGGUGCCCGCUUGAUUGCCCAUGCGGGUUCGUUGAUGACCCUGGCCAAGCACCCAGCCUCGACGAUCCAGAUCCUCGGUGCGGAGAAGGCUCUGUUCCGGGCCUUGAAGACCAAGCACGACACACCCAAGUACGGUCUGAUCUACCACGCCUCAUUGAUCGGUCAGGCAGGCCCCAAGAUGAAGGGAAAGAUUGCGCGUAUGGUUGCGACCAAGGCUGCUCUCUCAAUCAGGGUCGAUGCCCUCGGUGAAACAGACACACCCGAUCUCGGUAUUGAGAACCGUGGCAAGAUCGAGGCCCGCCUCAGGAUGUUGGAGGGUCACUCUGGCAAGAGCAACGGUGCUGAUCGCAAGAACGCAGCGAACGCCAAGAACAACCAGAAGAAGCACGAGUUUGUGGCCUCGUCAUCGUACAACACUGCUGCGGAUGUGACGAUGAAGUCGGCAUCAGAAUCAAGCAAGAAGCGCAAGGUCGAGUCGGAGGACGAGAGCGAGAAGAGCAAGAAGGUUAAGAAGGAGGACAAGAAGGAGAAGAAGGAUAAGAAGGAGAAGAAGGAGAAGAAGGACGAUGAGGAGAAGAAGGACAAGAAGGAGAAGAAGGAGAAGAAGGACAAGAAGGAAAAGAAGGACAAGAAGGACAAGAAGGAGAAGCACUAA